CAUGUCAGGAAAAAGACGGCAGCAACAUUUACAUUAUUUGUCUAGAAUUGAUUGGUUUAAAAUAAUAAUUUCGGCUGAAGAUGAUUUAGAGUCGACACCAACAGCAAAUGAUGACAUAGGUAAAAGUCGAGAUGCGUCAAAAACUGAUGAUGAAACUGUUAAAAGGGAGGAGGAGGCUAUAAAAAUAGAUGAGCUAAAUGUUUCUCAACUAAAGGAAAUGCGAGAUAAAGCUGAAAAGUUCACCUUUCAAGCUGAGGUUGAUAGAAUGAUGAAGCUGAUUAUUAACUCUUUAUACAAAAACAAGGAAAUUUUCCUGCGUGAAUUAAUUUCGAAUGCUUCAGAUGCUCUCGACAAAAUUCGUUUACUUUCGUUGACCGACAAAAAAGCUUUAGGUGACUUUGACGAAUUAUCGAUAAAAAUUCGAGCUGAUAAAGAGAAUCAAAUGCUUCAUAUAACUGAUAGUGGUAUAGGGAUGACAAAAGAUGACCUUGUUAAACAAUUGGGUACAAUUGCCAAGUCUGGAACUUCGGAAUUUCUUAGUAAAUUAAGUGAGGCAGGGUCUCAAGAAAUGAAUGAUAUGAUUGGUCAAUUUGGAGUUGGUUUCUAUUCGUCAUUUCUUGUUGCCGAUCGAGUUAUGGUUACGUCAAAGAGUAAUGAUGACGAACAAUAUGUUUGGGAGUCAGAUGCUUCUUCCUUUACCGUUUCAAAGGAUCCAAGAGGGACGACUCUGACAAGAGGUACCACUGUUUCUCUACAUAUGAAAGAAGAAGCUUCAGAGUAUCUUGAACAAACGACUAUCCGUGACCUUAUUAAGAAAUAUUCACAAUUUAUAAAUUUUAAUAUUUAUAUUUGGGAUUCGAGGGUUGAACAAGUUGAAGAAAAAGUUGAUGAUGGCGAAGGAGGCGAGACUAGUAGUUAUGUUGACAAAACAAUUUGGGAUUGGACACUCUUAAAUGAUAAUAAACCCAUAUGGACAAGAAAAUCUGGAGAAAUAGAAGAUCACGAGUAUGUAGAUUUUUACAAGUCCUUCUCAAAAGAAUAUGAGCCACCUUUGUCUCAUACUCAUUUCACAGCUGAAGGUGAAGUAACUUUCAAAGCCAUAUUGUUCAUCCCGAAAACUAGCCCUCAAGACAUGUUUACAAAUUACGGAAAAAAGAUUGAUAUGAUAAAAAUGUAUGUGAGAAGAGUAUUUAUCACUGAUAAUUUUGAAGAAAUGAUGCCCAAGUAUCUUUCCUUUGUGAAAGGAGUUGUAGAUAGUGAUGAUCUUCCCCUUAAUGUGUCUAGAGAAACGCUUCAGCAACAUAAACUAUUAAAAGUUAUUAAAAAGAAAUUAGUUAGGAAAACCUUAGAUAUGAUUAAGAAAAUGAGCACAGAGGAUUUUGCUCAAUUUUGGAAAGAAUUUAGUACAAAUAUCAAACUAGGAGUUAUUGAAGAUCACGCAAAUCGUACAAGAUUAUCAAGACUUUUGAAAUUUCAAUCUUCUCACUCUGCCGCCGAACUUUCCUCGCUUGGUGACUAUGUAGAGAGAAUGAAGGAAGGACAAGAUUCAAUUUAUUAUGUAGCUGGAACUUCAAGAGAGGAAGGAGAAAAAUCUCCCUUCGUUGAAAAGCUAUUGAAGAAAGGCUAUGAAGUUCUCUACUUAACUGAAGCUGUUGAUGAAUAUUGCAUUCAAGCUUUACCUGAGUUUGAGGGCAAAAAAUUUCAGAACGUCGCAAAAGAAGGAGUUAAGUUGAAUGAUUCGGAAAAAGCUAAACAAAGAAAGGAGGCUUUAGAGAGAGAAUAUGAGCCUCUGAUGGAAUACAUGAUGAAUCAUGUUCUACCUGGUAAAAUAGAGAAGGCUAUUGUUUCUGAUCGAUUGACUACCUCUCCUUGUGCUUUGGUUGCUACAACAUCUGGCUGGUCUGGAAAUAUGGAAAGAAUAAUGAAAUCACAGGCAUAUCAAAAAUCUAAAGACACUGGAAAUGAUUAUUAUAGCGGACAGAAAAAGAUACUUGAAAUGAAUCCAAGACAUCCUCUGGUGAAAAAAUUAAAGGAGAGAGCAGCAGUAGAUAGAGAGGAUGCAACUACAAAGGAUUUAGCUACUGUUCUCUAUGAAUCAGCUGUUCUCAGAUCAGGCUUUUCACUCGUCGAUACAGCCGGUUUUUCGCAGAGAAUAGAGAAUAUGUUGAGAUUAUCUAUGGAAAUUCCUUUGAAUGAGCCGAUUGAAGAUGAGCCAGAAGAUGACGAUGAAGUUAUGGAUGAAAGCGUUACAGACGCCGAUGGAACCGAAGAAGCUGACAAUGAUUCUGACAAGGCUGACGAUGCUACCGCAUCUAAAGAGGAAUUCAUUGAUGACGAAAGUGAAACAAAGGUAACGAAUACUUGCGAAUUUUGUCAAAGAAAAUUGCUUUCGAUUGAAGAAACGGAAGAAGAUACAGGUUAUUAUUCUACUUCCGAAGACGAGUUUAGGACAGAUUUGGACGCUUUACCUAAUUAUCUAGAAGAGGAUACGGACGGUGACGGGAUACCAAAUUAUCUGGAUGAUGACGAUGAUGGUGACGGUGUGCAGAUAACAUUUAUACUUAAAGAGCAACCCUGUAGAUUUUUCUUUCGUAUUUUAGGAAUACCGGAUGAAGAAGAAGAUGAAGACGGAGAUGGAAUACCGGAUUAUCUCGAUACAGAUUCCUCGCUACACAGACACUAUAUAUUCCCCGAUUCUCAAAAAAGUGAUUUGCUUUCGAACAACUACGAAGAAGAUUUCGGCUCUCCGAAUUACUUAUAUGAAGAUAAUGAAAAAGAGUCAGCUUCCAAAGACAAGUUUAAUGAGGAUGAUUCAAUUAAUACUGGAAAUAGCAAACUUGAGCAUGAAAACAUUGAAAAAAGGACAAAUCAUUUAGAUUCUGAACAAGAUGAUUACAUUUCGCAAGAUAAUGAGGAAGCUCAAAAUAAUGAAAACAAAGAAAAUCGUAGUGACGGUAAAUCAUCUGAAGAAAACUAUACUAUGCAGGAUGAUGACGGUGAUAGUAUACCGAACUACAUGGAUGAUGAUGAUAACGAUGGCGUACAAAACAAAUACGACGAAAAAAAGAAAUUUGAUCAAGUCUUGGAAAGUGAGAAUCGCAAAAUAUUUAAUAAGGAACCUGCUGAUUUAGAGAACAACGAGCUUACAGAAAUACUUCUUGAGUAUCAAGGAGAUCAGAGGAAAAGAUCGUCUAAUUCAGGAAAAACUUAUCAUUCAUCGAAGCUGGAUGACGGAACACCGCCUUAUAUAAACGACAACAGUGACACCAAAGAAAAAAAAGAAAAAAACAAUGAAAAAAAGAAAGUUGAUAAUGUUUUCAGAGAUAUUGAUGAUGACGAUGUGCAUGUUGAUUUAGAGAAUGACAAUGACACUAACGAAAAAGUCGAGAAACAAGAAAUGACCUCCAAAAAUGAUGAACAUGAUUAUAUGGUUAAAGACACAGACGGUGAUGGAAUACCAAAUUACUUAGACGAUGACGACGAUAACGAUGGAAUUCCAGAUCACUUGGACGACGAUAAUAAUGCCAAAAAAAUGAAAGAAAAUGAAGAAGAAUUGAAAACAAAAGUUGAAGACGAUUACAUGCUGAAAGAUUCCGAUGGCGAUGGAAUACCAGAUUAUUUAGAUGAUGACGAUGACAAUGAUGGAAUACCCGAUCAUUUAGACGAUAACAAUGAUGUUAACGAAAUGAAAGAAAAUGAAGAAUUAAAAAGAAAGCCUAAAGAAGAUGAUUACAUGAUGAAGGAUUCAGAUGGAGAUGGAAUACCAGAUUAUUUGGAUGAUGACGAUGACAAUGAUGGGAUACCCGAUCAUUUAGAUGAUAAUAAUGAUGUUAACGAUAUGAAAGAAAAUGAAGAAUUGAAAACAAAGCCUAAUGAAGAUGACUACAUGAUGAAGGAUUCAGAUGGAGAUGGAAUACCAGAUUAUUUGGAUGAUGACGAUGACAAUGAUGGAAUACCCGAUCAUUUAGAUGAUAACAAUGAUGUUAACGAAAUGAAAGAAAAUGAAGAAUUGAAAACAAAGCCUAAUGAAGAUGAUUACAUGAUGAAGGAUUCAGAUGGAGAUGGAAUACCAGAUUAUUUAGAUGAUGACGAUGACAACGAUGGAAUACCUGAUCAUUUAGAUGAAAACAAUGAUGUAAACGAAAAAAGUGAAAUAGAAGAGGAAGAGUGGAGCUCAAAACAUGAAGAAGGCGAUUAUACCUUUAGAGAUGCAGAUGCUGAUGGAACACCGGAUUAUUUAGACGAUGAUAAUGACAAUGAUGGAAAUUCUGAAAAUUUAAAUGAAAACAAUCAGGCCAGGGAAACAAAGGGUCAAGUCCAAAAGAAGGAAAAAAACACCAAAAAUGGAGAAAAUGAAGACAAUUUGAUUAAAGAUAGAGAUGGUGACGGAAUACCCGAUUACUUGGAUAAUGAUGAGGACAACAAUGGCGUAUCAGAUUAUUCAGAGGACGGCAGUUUCAGUAAGGAAACGAAAGAGAUUAAAGAACAGGAACUAAGUUCAAAGCAUGAUGAAACAGAUGAUUAUAUGAUUAAAGAUUCAGACGGUGACGGAAUACCGGAUUAUUUAGACGAUGAUAAUGAUAAUGCUGGAAUUCCUGAUCAUUUAGGUGACAAGAAUGAAUUUAAUGAAGCAAAAAGUAAGGAAGAAGAAAAGAACUCAAAGGACGAAGAUGAUAACAUAACAAAAGACACCGAAGGUUAUGGAAUUCCAGGCUAUUUGGAUGACGAUUAUGAAGUCAAGGACACAAAAGAUGCGCAGGAAGAUAAUGAAAGAGACACAAAUGAGGAAAACGAAGAUUUUAUGAUCAAAGAUUCCGAUGGUGAUGGAAUACCAGAUUAUUUAGACGAUAAUAAUGACAAUGACGGUAUACCUGAUCAAUUAGACAACAAGAAUGAAUUUAAUGAUGAAAAAGGUACUGAAAAAGAUAAGAGAUCAAAAGGUGAAGCUAACAACAUAAUCAAAGAGAGUGGUGGCGAUAGAAUUCUUGAUAAGUUAGACGAGAACUAUCAAGGCAAAGACACAAAAGAUGCACAGAAAGAUAAUGACGAGAGCCACAAAAGUGAUGAAGAUGAAAGUAAUUACAUGACCAAGGAUUCAGAUGGCGAUGGAAUACCAGAUUAUUUAGACGAUGAUGAUGAUAAUGAUGGUAUACCUGAUAAGAUAGAUAAUGAAAACGAUGUUAAGGAAACGAAAGAGAGUGAAGGGAGAAAAUUGAGAUCGAAGAAUGAGGAAGAAAAUGAUUAUAUGAUUAAAGAUUCGGACGGUGAUGGAAUACCAGAUUAUUUAGACGAUGAUGACGACAAUGAUGGCAUUCCUGAUGAAAUAGAUGAUAAAAAUGAUGCUGAGGAAACAAAAGAGAGUAAAAAUGAAGAAUUUAGAACAAAGCUGGAUGAAGAAGAUGAUUAUAUGAUUAAAGAUUCGGACGGUAAUGGAAUACCAGAUUAUUUAGAUGAUGAUGACAACAAUGAUGGCAUUCCUGAUGAAAUAGAUGAUAAAAAUGAUGCUAAGGAAACCAAAGAGAGUAAAAGUGAAGAAUUUAGAACAAAGCUGGAUGAAGAAGAUGAUUAUAUGAUUAGAGAUUCGGACGGUGAUGGAAUACCAGAUUAUUUAGACGAUGAUGACGACAAUGAUGGCAUUCCUGAUGAAAUAGAUGAUAAAAAUGAUGCUAAGGAAACCAAAGAGAGUAAAAGUGAAGAAUUUAGAACAAAGCUGGAUGAAGAAGAAGAUUAUAUGAUUAAAGAUUCGGACGGUGAUGGAAUACCAGAUUAUUUAGACGAUGAUGACGACAAUGAUGGCAUUCCUGAUGAAAUAGAUGAUAAAAAUGAUGCUAAGGAAACCAAAGAGAGUAAAAGUGAAGAAUUUAGAACAAAGCUGGAUGAAGAAGAUGAUUAUAUGAUUAGAGAUUCGGACGGUGAUGGAAUACCAGAUUAUUUAGACGAUGAUGACGACAAUGAUGGCAUUCCUGAUGAAAUAGAUGAUAAAAAUGAUGCUAAGGAAACCAAAGAGAGUAAAAGUGAAGAAUUUAGAACAAAGCUGGAUGAAGAAGAUGAUUAUAUGAUUAGAGAUUCGGACGGUGAUGGAAUACCAGAUUAUUUAGACGAUGAUGACGACAAUGAUGGCAUUCCUGAUGAAAUAGAUGAUAAAAAUGAUGCUGAGGAAACAAAAGAGAGUAAAAAUGAAGAAUUUAGAACAAAGCUGGAUGAAGAAGAUGAUUAUAUGAUUAAAGAUUCGGACGGUGAUGGAAUACCAGAUUAUUUAGACGAUGAUGACGACAAUGAUGGCAUUCCUGAUGAAAUAGAUGAUAAAAAUGAUGCUAAGGAAACCAAAGAGAGUAAAAGUGAAGAAUUUAGAACAAAGCUGGAUGAAGAAGAUGAUUAUAUGAUUAGAGAUUCGGACGGUGAUGGAAUACCAGAUUAUUUAGACGAUGAUGACGACAAUGAUGGCAUUCCUGAUGAAAUAGAUGAUAAAAAUGAUGCUAAGGAAACAAAAGAGAGUAAAAAUGAAGAAUUUAGAACAAAGCUGGAUGAAGAAGAUGAUUAUAUGAUUAAAGAUUCGGACGGUGAUGGAAUACCAGAUUAUUUAGACGAUGAUGACGACAAUGAUGGCAUUCCUGAUGAAAUAGAUGAUAAAAAUGAUGCUAAGGAAACCAAAGAGAGUAAAAGUGAAGAAUUUAGAACAAAGCUGGAUGAAGAAGAAGAUUAUAUGAUUAAAGAUUCGGACGGUGAUGGAAUACCAGAUUAUUUAGACGAUGAUGACGACAAUGAUGGCAUUCCUGAUGAAAUAGAUGAUAAAAAUGAUGUUGAUGAAAAGAUUAAUAAUGUAAAAGAGCUGAGCUCAAAAUAUGAAGCAGGUGAUUACAAGCUUGAAAACACAGAUAGUGGCAGAAUGCCAAAUCAUUUAGAUGCCAAUAUUGACAAUGAUGAAACACCUGAUCACACAGAUAAUAACAAUGACGAAAAGAAAGCAAAUGAAGAAAAGGAAUUGAGCUCAAAACAUGAAGACGAAGAUAAUUAUAUGACUAAAGAUUCAGACGGUGAUGGGAUACCUGAUUAUUUAGAUGAUGAUAAUGAUAAUAAGGGCAUAUAUGAUCACCCAGAAGGCGAAAAUGAUUUUAAAGAAAAGAAAGAAAAUGAUGAAAGGUUUUUAGCUUCCAAAUAUGAAGUAGAAGACAAUUAUAUGAUUAAAGAUUCAGACGGUGACGGAAUACCGGAUUACUUAGAUGAUGAUAAUAAUAAUGAUGGAAUUCCUGACCUUUUACAUGACAAGAAUGAAUUUAACGAUGCAAAAGUUAAUGAAGAAGAAAAGAGCUCCGAGGAUGCAGAUGAUAACAUGACGAAAGACAGUGAUGGCGAUAGAAUUUCUGAUUAUUUAGACGAGGGCUAUCCAGGCAAGGACACAAAAGAUGCCCAGGAAGAUAAUGACAAGAGCCUUAAAAGUGAUGAAAUUGAAAGUGAUUAUAUGAUCAAAGAUUCCGAUGGUGAUGGAAUACCAGAUUAUUUAGACGAUGAUGAUGACAAUGAUGGAAUACCCGAUCAUUUAGAUGAUAACAAUGAUGUCAACGGAAUGAAAGAAAAUGUAGAAUUGAAAACAAAGCAUAAUGAAGACUACUACAUCAUGAGGGACUCCGACAGCGAUGGAAUGCCUGAUCAUUUAGAUGAAAAAAAUGAUGUUAAAGAAAUGAAAGAAAGUGACGAAGAAUUGAAAGCGAAAGUUGAAGAAGAUGAUUACAUGAUUAAAGAUUCAGAUGGAGAUGGAAUACCAGAUUAUUUAGAUGAUGACGAUGACAACGAUGGAAUACCCGAUCAUUUAGAUGAUAACAAUGAUGUUAACGAAAGGAAUGAAAAUGAAGAAUUGAAAACAAAGUCUAAAGAAGAUGAUUACAUGAUGAAGGAUUCAGAUGGAGAUGGAAUACCAGAUUAUUUAGAUGAUGACGAUGACAACGAUGGAAUACCCGAUCAUUUAGAGGAAGAUAAUGAUUUUAUUGAGAAAACGAAAAAAGAGAUUGACCAGGAAGAAAGCACAAUUUCUAAAGAUUCAGAAAACAAUAUUUUGAAAGAUUCAGAUGGAAAUGGAAUUCCAGAUUAUUUAGGUGAUGAAAAAGAUUAUGACGAAAGUCCUGAUCACUUUGAUAAUUUUAAUAGUGAUAAGGAAAUUGAAUUACUGAAACCCGAAACUCUUGAUGAUGUGAUGGUAGAUAUUGUAGAAGUUGAAGACAGUGUCGAAAGUGUCGAAAUCAAAGACAAUAGUCAGCGGUCUUCUAAAAAUGUAACUAAAAUACCUGUGGAUGUUGAUGAAAUUUUAACUGAUGAAAGUUUAAAAUUACCAAAGGCUGAUUAUGAUUUCGAUGUACUUGAAGAGGAAAGUAGAAUUGAUAAUAAUAUUUUUGAUUCCACUUUUGAGGAUUUAGAUGUUGAUUCUGAUUCAGAUGGUGUGCCAGAUUAUUUAGACAUUGACAUUUUAAAGGAAACGCCUGACGUUGCAGGUAAAGGUUUAGCUGAAGAUUUUCCUACAAAGGAUACGGAGGGAAAAAGUAACUUUGAAAAACUUGAGCUUGAAGAUACGAUUUUGGGCAUUCCAGACAACUUCAAAGAGGAACAGUCACUGUUUGGAGGGAAAGAUGAAAAAAAGGAUAUUGAAUAUGAUUAUUCUGUUGCAGGUGAACAAGAGAAAAGUGUUCCCGACAAUUUAAAAGAUAACACUUUACAAGCUGAGACAGAAAACGAAAAUAUCCUAGAGUCCACAACUUUCGAUGACGGUGCAAUGAUAAGCGAGGAAUCUGCAUUAAAUAAUUUAGAAACAGAAGACGAAUCUUCAGAGGUAUUUAGGGACGAAGGUGGCAUUCCAAUAGAAAAAGAUUCUGAUUUAGAAGUUGAAAGUAUAGCUAAACACUUAAUAUUAGAUAAACAGCUCUCUAUGAAUUUUAUAGAGUCGAGUUCAAAGGGCAAUUUAGAAAAAUCUAAUCUCUGCUUAACAACAAGAAAGUCUUCCAGUAUAUUUAUUGAUACAAAAAAAGACUCUGACAAUGACGGAAUCCCAGAUUAUAUAGAUGAUGAUGACGAUAACGAUCUUAUUCCAGAUAUUUAUGAUAUUGACAGAGACGGUGACAAUAUUCCAGAUUACGAAACGGAUGAUAAUUGUUUAAAUACCGAUGAAGCAAGUUUCUGUUCAAAAAUAUCACAAAAUAUUGAAAAAUCAACGAUGUUACAUGGUUCAUUUUUCGUUGAGAUUUUAACAUUGAUAAAAGAUUUAUUUUUUGAGGAAGAUAUUACAAUCUCAAAAGAUAAAGAUAAAUUUGUUGAAACGUUAUAA
Molecule: messenger RNA, 9310 nt
Organism: Dimorphilus gyrociliatus
Lineage: Eukaryota; Metazoa; Annelida; Polychaeta; Dinophilidae
Source: the annotation of a GenBank genome assembly